Molecule: messenger RNA, 2169 nt
Organism: Sitodiplosis mosellana (orange wheat blossom midge)
Lineage: Eukaryota; Metazoa; Arthropoda; Insecta; Diptera; Cecidomyiidae
Exons: 4
Coding region: 1-2169 (722 amino acids)
Source: RefSeq, a predicted model, not a curated record
AUGCAUGAGAAAGGUCAGUGUUCAAGCAAAUAUAUGUGCAAGACGUGCGGAAAGAAACACAAUACUUUAUUGCACUUUGAAGCAAAAAAAGAAGCGAGGAACGAAAAGCAAACAACACUGAUAGCUACGACGUCAAAUAAUGUAACAACGGCCAAUACGGAUGGCAAUUCAUCGCAAGUACAAGUUUUAUUAACAACGAAAAAUGAAGCAAAUUUAUUACCAGUGGCGUUCGUGAAUGUUUUGGCAAAAAAUGACGAUUUGGCAAAUUAUGAUCAUUUACAAAAUUUAUUAUACGCCGAUCCAACGGUAAAUGACGACGGUGAAAUUGAUUUACUGUUGGGAGUGGCUGAAUUUUCUAAAAUUGUUAAGCACGGUUUGAUCAAGGGUGCCGAAGAUUCGCCAAUUGCAAUGAACUCUGAAUUGGGCUGGCUCAUCAUGGGUCCGCAAAAUGUUGACGGCAUUGAGAGUGAGGACAAUGAGCCAGAAAUGUCUGAAGAAGAAAGAUAUUGCGAAGAACAUUACGUAAAAAAUACAGAACGAGACGACGAUGGCCGAUUGAAUGUUUCAAUGGCAUUUAAAAAUGAAAAAUGGCCAGAGCUUGGCGAUUCGCGCAAAUCGGCUUUAGCGACUCUGUUCCAGUUAGAAAAAAGAUUCGAAAAAAACCAAGAAUUAAAGAAACAGUACAGCGCCGUAGUGAAGGAAUCCAUUGAGAGUGGACAUUUAGUUUUGGUAGAAAAUCCGCCAAAUGAAGCGCAUUACAUUCCUCAUCACGCAGUGUUCAAGGAGAGCACAACCACAAAAUUGAGAUCAGUGUAUAAUGCGUCACAGAAAACUUCAAAUGGUAAAUCUUUAAAUGAACAGCUGGCAGUCGGAAAAAUUGUGCAACCGUCGAUCUUCGAAUUAAUGCUACGAUGGAGAGAAUCGAAAAUUGCAAUCGUCGCUGAUCUUGAAAAAAUGUACAAACAAAUCAGACUCAAUGAAAAGCAGCAACAUCUUCAGAUGAUUUUGUGGCGUAAUUCGGGCACUGAGCGCAUCAAAAGCUAUAAAAUGACAACAGUUACGUUUGGAUUAAAAAAUUCGUCAUUUCUCGCCAUAAGAUCAUUGCAUGAAAUUGCAAAAAUAAUCGAAAAUAAAUAUCCACGAGCAGCAAAAGCAAUAAUGAAAUGUUUUUACGUCGAUGAUUACACGGGCGGAGCAGAAUCUGUCGAAGAAGCAUUGUGCACGUAUCGAGAAAUGAAAAAGGCAUUUGAUGAAUUUGGCUUCAAUUUACGCAAAUUAGUAAGCAAUUCGACGGAGUUAUUAAAAUGUGUGCCAGGCUGCGACAAAGAAGAACAAAAUAAAUCGUUUGUGAAAGCAUUGGGUAUUCCGUGGAAACCUGAAACCGAUGAGUUCAUUUUUCAAAUCACUGUUAAUUUGAAAUCAAAACCAGAAACGAAGCGACAAUUGUCCUCUGAAAUCGCGUCAUUGCAAUAUGAUCCUCUUGGAUGGAUCGCUCCGGUCAUUGUCAAAGCAAAAAUAUUGUUUCAAGAUGUGUGGCAAUUAAAAAAGGAAAAUAAAAAAUCGUAUGAUUGGGAUGACAAAUUGCCAAUCGAAAUCAUCGACCGUUGGAUGUUGUUUAAAUCACGAUUGAGUGCAUUGAACUCAAUAAAAAUGCAGCGGUGGCUUGGUACUACAGUAAAUACAAAAGUAGAGGUGCACGGUUUCUGCGACGCUUGUAAAAAAGAACUUUCUGCGAAUGUGUAUGUACGAUUUGUAAACGAAAAUCAACAAGUAAACGUAAUGCUAGUAGCAGCAAAAACGAAAAAUGCUCCAAUGAUUGAACAAACAAUUCCGAAAUUGGAGUUAUGUGCAACCGUUUUGCUGGUAAAAUUGGUGAAAUCCGUACGAAAAGCAAUGAGCAUGAACAUUGAAAAAACUGUUCUUUAUAGCGAUUCAAAGGUCGCAUUGGCGUGGAUUGGUUCAGAUCCACUACGAUAUAAAAAAUUUGUCGCGUCAAGAAUAAAAGAGGUGAACAAAAGCGUUGAUUCGAAAGAAGUUUUGGAUCACCAAUGGGCAAACGACGAUCAAAAAGCAGCUCAAAAACUGCGUCAUUUGCAGGAAAUUUCGCCCGAAAACAGCUCAUCAAAUGAUGGGCAAUUUGCCGACGACGAGGACAACAGUCGUGAAUAA